Conger conger (European conger) is the source of this 22912-nucleotide messenger RNA. RefSeq lists its product as uncharacterized. NCBI's taxonomy places the organism in Eukaryota, Metazoa, Chordata, Actinopteri, Anguilliformes, Congridae. Gene Ontology annotation, biological process: cell-matrix adhesion. Gene Ontology annotation, cellular component: cell surface. Bases 56 to 22912 code for a protein of 7618 amino acids. The transcript has 204 exons. The record is from RefSeq and is a predicted model, not a curated record.
CUCACUCACUGGCGAAAAACUAGCUGACCUGCUAACAUGUAAGGUGUCUGGUGGCAUGGUCUACCCCAAGCAGACCUGGAAGCUCUUCCUCACCAAGGCGUCUGGAGUCCUGAAUGAAGCUCUCACCAUCCUCACUAACAGGUCCGUCAAGUUGAGGAGCCCGCCCGUCCUGGAGGUGGUGGGUGAACUCAGAAUCAACACACUCAGCGAGGAACAGCUACAGACCGUACCAGUCAUCCACCACCUGUUCCAUCCAAAACUGCGGACUCUCAUGUCCUCUGUGUCAGUGGAGUUUCUGUCCUGUCUCAGCAGCAAGAACUUCACCUGCGAGACCUACCACCACGUGGUGAAUGAAUUUGGCUACCAGUUUCCUCACAUGGACGACAUGCAACAGCGCAUGGUGCUCAAACAUUUCAUCCUCCCCUUCCUGACCCGAAAUCACACCUCAGACCCUGCCUGUGUGGACAGCACUAAUGGAAGUGAGGCCUGGCUGUACAAGAACUUCAAAUCGUAUUCUGCCUUUGUGCCUCUCCGGGAGCUCCUGAUGCUAAAUCCAAACUUCCAACCGCUGGAGACCCUGAACCUUCUCAGCCCUCGACAGACAGCGGAGCUGGUCGUGUCGCCCCACCCUGCACUUUCAGAUAAAGAAGCCAUCAUCACUGCAGUGUUUGACCACUUCAUGGAAUCACCGAAUGACAUGAAGCAGAGAGAAUUCCUCAGGGAGUUUGCAAUGUUGUCCCAACAGAGACCGUUGAACUGCAGCUCCAUCCAAACCAUAAUCAAGAGGCUUCGUCACUCACUCUCCUCAAUGCCAGGACGUCAGGAGCCAGUCAUCUGGGCCAGCAUUAACGUGUUCAUGCAAGCAGGACCCAGACACUGCAUGACGAUGCCAGUUGAUGAAAGGUGUCCAUUCACACCAUGGAACGCUGACCUGCUAACAUGUAAGGUGUCUGGCGGCAUGGUCUACCCCAAGCAAACCUGGAAGCUCUUCCUCACCAAGGCGUCUGGAGUCCUGAAUGAAGCUCUCACCAUCCUCACUAACAGGUCCGUCAAGUUGAGGAGCCCGCCCGUCCUGGAGGUGGUGGGUGAACUCAGAAUCAACACACUCAGCGAGGAACAGCUACAGACCGUACCAGUCAUCCACCACCUGUUCCAUCCAAAACUGCGGACUCUCAUGUCCUCUGUGUCAGUGGAGUUUCUGUCCUGUCUCAGCAGCAAGAACUUCACCUGCGAGACCUACCACCACGUGGUGAAUGAAUUCGGCUACCAGUUUCCUCACAUGGACGAGAUGCAACAGCGCAUGGUGCUCAAACAUUUCAUCCUCCGCUUCCUGACCCGAAAUCACACCUCAGACCCUGCCUGUGUGGACAGCACUAAUGGAAGUGAGGCCUGGCUGUACAAGAACUUCAAAUCGUAUUCUGCCUUUGUGCCUCUCCGGGAGCUCCUGAUGCUAAAUCCAAACUUCCAACCACUGGAGACCCUGAACCUUCUCAGCUCUCGACAGACAGCGGAGCUGGUCGUGUCACCCCACCCUGCACUUUCAGAUAAAGAAACCAUCAUCAAUGCAGUGUUUGACCACUUCAUGGAAUCACCAAAUGACACGAAGCAGAGAGAAUUCCUCAAGGAGUUUGCAAUGUUGUCCCAACAGGCAAACCUCAGUUGUGACCUCUACAAAACCAUACUGCGCAGGAUAGACCAGGCAGCACUAUCUGAGUCCAGUGAAUUUGAAUCUCAAAGAAUGCCAAUCAGGGGCAAGAUUGCACAGAUAGCUCUACUGCAUUGCUCAAUAAAUGACAUCAUUCCAGGGUGUCCUACGACCCCAGUAAAUGAGAGCCGAAUCUGUGCUGAAGCCAACAGUGGUGCUUACACAAACACGAUGAUGCUGUGUAACAACAGUCUGAGACAUUACGCCUGUCUGUCAACGCCAACAAACCUAACAUCGGAACAAGUGGCCAUGAUUCUGAGCUGUAAUUUGAUGGGCAACAAGACGUAUUCAAAAGAAACCUGGAAACUGCUCUUCACCAAAGUCUCCGGAGUGCUGCAUGAAGCUCUGUUACUGUUCGCCAACAUGACCCCCAGCCUGAGAGAGCCUUCUGCUUCAAUGGUUCUUGAUGUGAUCAGCGAGAGCCUGGAUGCAGGGAUCACUGAUUCAAGUGAAGACGUAUCUUUGAUCACCAAGAUCUUCCAGAAGAAGCUGAAGCCAUUCUUACCCUUCAUAUCAGAAUCCCUGCUGUCCUGCCUGAGCGCCAAGAACUUCAGUUGUCAGGCCUUCGAAGUCAUAGUGUGGACUCUCAAUGACAAAUAUGAAGAGAUGGACAGACGCCAGCGGGCUUUGGUCUACAUGGAUUUCAUCCAAAUCUUCUUGUCUCGGACUGAAACUAAAGACCCAGGGUGUGUCCGCAGUUCAAACGGCAGUGUGCCAUGGCUUCAGAAGAACUUUGGGAAAUUUUCUAGUUUCCUAACCCCCGAAGACAUCCAGAGGCUCAACAGAAACUUCUCUGUGGAGGAAGCUCUGCGUCAUCUGACCGUUAAGCAGUUGGCUAACUUCUUUGCUGCUCCAGGACAACUGGAAACUGCUGAAGACGUCAGCAAACUAAUGAGCCACGUGGCAGACGACCAAUUGGGAACGUUCUUUGAUAGGUUUUCAACAGUCAUUGAGGGUCGGCCCUUCCCGAUGGAGGCGCGCUCUGCAAUGCUGCAGCAGGUGCUGGACCGAGCCAACCUCUCCGAUGCCGCGGUCAGCGAUGAGGAAGCCCAGGUAUGGCUUCAGCAACGUCUGCCGCCCCUGCUGCUGAACCUGCAACGGGAACACGUGGGCCCUCUCUUCAACAUCGUCAAGCGCAGGGACUGCAACAUCAGCCAGGAAUUGGUGAAGCAUCUUAGCGGUAUCCGCCAAACCCUUGAUGAUGACACGGAAAGCGAGGUCAUCAAAAACAUUGUUGACUCACUCAGAGACCCUCAGCCACUGCGCUGCUACACAAACCAGAGUUUCUACCAGUUUCUGAAAAAAAGCUUCCUCAAAUUCCCUUCUCCCCAACUGUCUACUGUCCUUUCACUGAUGCCUCCUGACAGACAGGCAGAGCUGAUAAACUCCAUUCCUCCCAAUGAGCUUGGUGAGCUGCUGAGGAAACCGAUGUUUAUAGAUAACAGCACAGACCUUUGCACCCUCCUGCUGCACCACCGACAGACCCCCGAACUCCUGGAGACGGAGGAAUUUUCAGAACACGUGAGGUCACAGAUCUUGCCCUGUGUGUGGCCCCUGGCCCUCAGAAGUGACAAUGAGGAAGAAGUGAAGAGAUGGUUUGUCAGUCGGCUUAAUGGUUACUUGCAAUUCCUCAAUGAGGACCUCAUCAGCUCCCAGGAUACCCUCAAUGCAUCAUGCUUGGCCUUCAGGAACCUCAUCUUCUUACUGGGAACCGACUACAACUUCAGCAGGACGGAUAUCGAAGAAGAUGAAGUGUAUGACAUCAUUAAGACCUACCUCAGCACCGAUGGAAGUCCAAAGUGCUACGACCGCAAUGACCCGACCCUCAACUCCACAGCUUGGUUUUUCAACUACUUUUGCAAUUUCAUUAGAUUCGCUGACUCGGAUGACUUCAGAACAUUUGGUUCAGAAGAAGCACUUCAGGUCUUCUCUGUCAAUCGACAAAAUAUCGAGCUCUUAAGUCAACCUGGCAUCCCAGAUGACGUGGUCUCAUGGUACACUGAGUCCAUCUUCCAGGAGAACCCACAAUUCCUUCCCACAAAACUGCCGCCCCGACUCCAAUGCUAUGCUUCAGGAGAGGCUUUGUCCAGCCUGGAUGAGAGUCAGACUCUGGCUGUUAUCAGGAACAUAAAUCAGUCCUGCACUGCUGUGGAACCCCAUAUUCCGGCAGUGCUGGCUGGGAAUAUUAAAACACUCAGUCCUGGACUGAUCACUGCCCUGGGAAACCAGGUGACAGGUUUGAGUCCAGGCCAGAUCAGUGGAGCUCCUCCAAGCGUCAUCAUCGGGUCCCUUAAGAACCUGGGCAAAGUUUCAGGCUGGAACCAGGCCCAGUCCAAUAGCAUCAUAGCAGCGAUCCUUGGACAAAACUUCCAGGUUGACAAUCAGGAAAAUCUGGAAAGCCUGGGCUCUCUAAUACAAGGCGUUCCCUUUUCAGCCAUUUCAAAAAUCUCCCCCACUGUAGCUCAGCAAACCGCUUCCAAUCCAGUUUUUGUUAACAAACUUCUGAGUGCUCCUGUAAUUGUGCGGGAGAAAUUCGUCCAAAAGAUUAUCGAAGUGGAUUCUACACCCCAGAUACUGUUAAACAACGUCCCUGAUGACCUAGCCUCAGAAAUCCCUGGAAAUCUGCUGAUCUUUUCUGAAAAUAUGGAUCCAGCUGUGGUGCAGAAGAUAAAUAAGAAAAAAUGGAAACCUGAGCAGGCGGCUCUGCUUUUUGAUAUAGUUGCUGAAGGAACCAGUGAUGCUGAUGACCUUUCAACAGAGAUGCUCCAGGGAUUCUCGUGCACAAGGAUUCGCCGUUUUAAAAAAACAAAAGUCAGAAAUCUCAUCAGAGCUUGCAGGAGGAGAAGGAACCAAAGAAAGGUGGUUCUGCGCGAACCCCAGUUAACCUGCAUGAGCAAUAUCAUCAAGAGUGAAAGGCCACAGAAUUUCACAGAAUUACCUUCCGACAUGCUGUUGUACCUAGACUACUCCACCGUGCAGCAGGCAACAUGCAAGGCGUACUUCAUACAAACCGGAGAAGCAGACUUUGAUGUUCUGUCUGACGCUUUGAGUGGGAAGAAAGCAGAGUUACUGAGCAAUGCCAAAAGCUGCCUGGGUGUAACAGGAACAAACCUGAACAAGGAGACUGUGGAGGUUCUGGGAAACAUGUGCUGCACACUGGAUGAGUCUCACAUCAGUGACUCUGACCCACUGAUACUGGAGAAACUUAAAAACUGCAAGGAGUUCUCAGACAAGCAGCUCGAUGCAAUGGAAAAAGUUCUUCUCCGUGGUACCCCCAUUUAUGGAAAUCCUUCAAAAUGGAACUUUAAAACUCUGCAAAAGUUGGAACCCCUCCCAGUGUUUCUAGGAAGCUCAUUCUGGUGUCGUCUUGGAAAGAGGGUCAAACGCAGAUACCUCAGAAAGCUCCGGAAACAGAAAGGAAGCAGGCGGGAAAGGAAGAAGCUCAAAAGACUUUUCAAACAAUUACGUUGUUCCAAAAAUAUACAAGGAGCUGAUCAUUGCACAGUUGGAAACAUCACACAGGUCACCAUCAACGAUGACUCUUUUCCCUUCGGUUACGAUGCCAUCCAGUUCGGCCACUGUCUAAGCGUGCAGGUUGUGAAGGACAAUUUUGCAGCUCUGGCUCAGAAGGUGGAUGAGGAUGAAUUGCAGACAAUUGUUCUGAGCAAAUCAAAGCAGGCAUUCCCAGCGGGCCUUUCAGAUAUGCAGUUGCAACUCCUGGGUUCUGUGUCUCGUAUGGCCUCCCUGGAUGACAUCAGCAAGUGGAGCAUCAUCACCAUUGACAACCUGGCUGCUCUAAUGAACUCAGAAGAUGGAGCGUGGGAGCCUGAAAAGAGCAAAGCCAUCAUCUUAAAAUACUUGGAAACACCUGCCAAUACCCUGGGGACCGCAGAGCUGAAUGCAAUAGGCGGGCCUAAUCUGUGCCCCCUUCCCAACAGUGUCCUGAGGAACAUCACCCCUGAGAGUCUGAAAAAUGCCAACUCCUUGACUAUUUCAGCUUGUCCUGUGGAGUUCAAGGAUGAAAUGUUCCUCAUAGCUGAACAGGCCUUUAAUGAAUCUGAUCCCAUAUCACUGAUGACUUACCAGCUCAUUCAGUCUUACCUAGGAGGCGCACCCAAAGAUUACAUAUUAAGACUGUCAAGAGCCAAUGUUAGCAUGGACUUAGAAACCUUUAUAAACCUGAACUCAAGCGUACUCUUGGAUCUCAAUGUGACGGCGGUAAGUCAGCUACUGGGAGGUAAUGUGCAGGACCUGAAGACCUUUGAGCAUGUGACUGUCAUACAGCACUGGAUCCAGAGACAGCCUCAGUCCGAUCUGGACAGUUUGGGCAUUGAGCGGACACCUCCAGUAAACACAACUUCAACUCCAACAUCUGACUGCAUGAUGAUGCCAUUUGAUGAAAGGUGUCCAUCCACACCAUGUAAUGAGAGCGGCAUUUGUUCUGGAGUACACAACUCUAAGCUGCAGGACUACUUGGACUCUGGGAUGACUGGAAUGCUCUGCAAUAUUACACUCACUGAAUAUGCUUGCUCAUCGUUGGCCUCACUCACUGGCGAAAAACUAGCUGACCUGCUCACAUGUAAGGUAUCUGGUGGCAUGGUCUACCCCAAGCAGACCUGGAAGCUCUUCCUCACCAAGGCGUCUGGAGUCCUGAAUGAAGCUCUCACCAUCCUCACUAACAGGUCCGUCAAGUUGAGGAGCCUGCCCGUCCUGGAGGUGGUGGGUGAACUCAGAAUCAACACACUCAGCGUGGAACAGCUACAGACCGUACCAGUCAUCCACCACCUGUUCCAUCCAAAACUGCGGACUCUCAUGUCCUCUGUGUCAGUGGAGUUUCUGUCCUGUCUCAGCAGCAAGAACUUCACCUGCGAGACCUACCACCACGUGGUGAAUGAAUUCGGCUACCAGUUUCCUCACAUGGACGAGAUGCAACAGCGCAUGGUGCUCAAACAUUUCAUCCUCCCCUUCCUGACCCGAAAUCACACCUCAGACCCUGCCUGUGUGGACAGCACUAAUGGAAGUGAGGCCUGGCUGUACAAGAACUUCAAAUCGUAUUCUGCCUUUGUGCCUCUCCGGGAGCUCCUGAUGCUAAAUCCAAACUUCCAACCGCUGGAGACCCUGAACCUUCUCAGCCCUCGACAGACAGCGGAGCUGGUCGUGUCGCCCCACCCUGCACUUUCAGAUAAAGAAGCCAUCAUCACUGCAGUGUUUGACCACUUCAUGGAAUCACCGAAUGACAUGAAGCAGAGAGAAUUCCUCAGGGAGUUUGCAAUGUUGUCCCAACAGAGACCGUUGAACUGCAGCUCCAUCCAAACCAUAAUCAAGAGGCUUCGUCACUCACUGUCCUCAAUGCCAGGACGUCAGGAGCCAGUCAUCUGGGCCAGCAUUAACGUGUUCAUGCAAGCAGGACCCAGACACUGCAUGACGAUGCCAGUUGAUGAAAGGUGUCCAUUCACACCAUGGAACGAGAGCAGCAUUUGUUCUGGAGUACACAACUCGAGCCUACAGGAUGACUUGAACUCUGGGAUGACUGGAAUGCUCUGCAAUAUUACACUCACUGAAUAUGCUUGCUCAUCGUUGGCCUCACUCACUGGCGAAAAACUAGCUGACCUGCUAACAUGUAAGGUGUCUGGCGGCAUGGUCUACCCCAAGCAAACCUGGAAGCUCUUCCUCACCAAGGCCUCUGGAGUCCUGAAUGAAGCUCUCACCAUCCUCACUAACAGGUCUGUCAAGUUGAGGAGCCCGCCUGUCCUGGAGGUGGUGGGUGAACUCAGAAUCAACACACUCAGUGUGGAACAGCUACAGACCGUACCAGUCAUCCACCACCUGUUCCAUCCAAAACUGCGGACUCUCAUGUCCUCUGUGUCAGUGGAGUUUCUGUCCUGUCUCAGCAGCAAGAACUUCACCUGCGAGACCUACCACCACGUGGUGAAUGAAUUUGGCUACCAGUUUCCUCACAUGGACGACAUGCAACAGCGCAUGGUGCUCAAACAUUUCAUCCUCCGCUUCCUGACCCGAAAUCACACCUCAGACCCUGCCUGUGUGGACAGCACUAAUGGAAGUGAGGCCUGGCUGUACAAGAACUUCAAAUCGUAUUCUGCCUUUGUGCCUCUCCGGGAGCUCCUGAUGCUAAAUCCAAACUUCCAACCGCUGGAGACCCUGAACCUUCUCAGCCCUCGACAGACAGCGGAGCUGGUCGUGUCGCCCCACCCUGCACUUUCAGAUAAAGAAGCCAUCAUCACUGCAGUGUUUGACCACUUCAUGGAAUCACCGAAUGACAUGAAGCAGAGAGAAUUCCUCAGGGAGUUUGCAAUGUUGUCCCAACAGAGACCGUUGAACUGCAGCUCCAUCCAAACCAUAAUCAAGAGGCUUCGUCACUCACUCUCCUCAAUGCCAGGACGUCAGGAGUCAGUCAUCUGGGCCAGCAUUAACGUGUUCAUGCAAGCAGGACCCAGACUGUCCAUUCACACCAUGGAACGCUCGAGCCUACAGGAUGACUUGGACUCUGGGAUGACUGGAAUGCUCUGCAAUAUUACACUCACUGAAUAUGCUUGCUCAUCGUUGGCGUCACUCACUGGCGAAAAACUAGCUGACCUGCUAACAUGUAAGGUGUCUGGUGGCAUGGUCUACCCCAAGCAGACCUGGAAGCUCUUCCUCACCAAGGCGUCUGGAGUCCUGAAUGAAGCUCUCACCAUCCUCACUAACAGGUCUGUCAAGUUGAGGAGCCCGCCUGUCCUGGAGGUGGUGGGUGAACUCAGAAUCAACACACUCAGCGUGGAACAGCUACAGACCGUACCAGUCAUCCACCACCUGUUCCAUCCAAAACUGCGGACUCUCAUGUCCUCUGUGUCAGUGGAGUUUCUGUCCUGUCUCAGCAGCAAGAACUUCACCUGCGAGACCUACCACCACGUGGUGAAUGAAUUCGGCUACCAGUUUCCUCACAUGGACGACAUGCAACAGCGCAUGGUGCUCAAACAUUUCAUCCUCCCCUUCCUGACCCGAAAUCACACCUCAGACCCUGCCUGUGUGGACAGCACUAAUGGAAGUGAGGCCUGGCUGUACAAGAACUUCAAAUCGUAUUCUGCCUUUGUGCCUCUCCGGGAGCUCCUGAUGUUAAAUCCAAACUUCCAACCACUGGAGACCCUGAACCUUCUCAGCUCUCGACAGACAGCGGAGCUGGUCGUGUCACCCCACCCUGCACUUUCAGAUAAAGAAACCAUCAUCAAUGUAGUGUUUGACCACUUCAUGGAAUCACCAAAUGACACGAAGCAGAGAGAAUUCCUCAAGGAGUUUGCAAUGUUGUCCCAACAGGCAAACCUCAGUUGUGACCUCUACAAAACCAUACUGCGCAGGAUAGACCAGGCAGCGCUAUCUGAGUCCAGUGAAUUUGAAUCUCAAAGAAUGCCAAUCAGGGGCAAGAUUGCACAGAUAGCUCUACUGCAUUGCUCAAUAAAUGACAUCAUUCCAGGGUGUCCUACGACCCCAGUAAAUGAGAGCCGAAUCUGUGCUGAAGCCAACAGUGGUGCUUACACAAACACGAUGAUGCUGUGUAACAACAGUCUGAGACAUUACGCCUGUCUGUCAACGCCAACAAACCUAACAUCGGAACAAGUGGCCAUGAUUCUGAGCUGUAAUUUGAUGGGCAACAAGACGUAUUCAAAAGAAACCUGGAAACUGCUCUUCACCAAAGUCUCCGGAGUGCUGCAUGAAGCUCUGUUACUGUUCGCCAACAUGACCCCCAGCCUGAGAGAGCCUUCUGCUUCAAUGGUUCUUGAUGUGAUCAGCGAGAGCCUGGAUGCAGGGAUCACUGAUUCAAGUGAAGAUGUAUCUUUGAUCACCAAGAUCUUCCAGAAGAAGCUGAAGCCAUUCUUACCCUUCAUAUCAGAAUCCCUGCUGUCCUGCCUGAGCGCCAAGAACUUCAGUUGUCAGGCCUUCGAAGUCAUAGUGUGGACUCUCAAUGACAAAUAUGAAGAGAUGGACACACGCCAGCGGGCUUUGGUCUACAUAGAUUUCAUCCAAAUCUUCUUGUCUCGGACUGAAACUAAAGACCCAGGGUGUGUCCGCAGUUCAAACGGCAGUGUGCCAUGGCUUCAGAAGAACUUUGGGAAAUUUUCUAGUUUCCUAACCCCCGAAGACAUCCAGAGGCUCAACAGAAACUUCUCUGUGGAGGAAGCUCUGCGUCAUCUGCCCGUUAAGCAGUUGGCUAACUUCUUUGCUGCUCCAGGACAACUGGAAACUGCUGAAGACGUCAGCAAACUAAUGAGCCACGUGGCAGACGACCAAUUGGGAACGUUCUUUGAUAGGUUUUCAACAGUCAUUGAGGGUCGGCCCUUCCCGAUGGAGGCGCGCUCUGCAAUGCUGCAGCAGGUGCUGGACCGAGCCAACCUCUCCGAUGCCGCGGUCAGCGAUGAGGAAGCCCAGGUAUGGCUUCAGCAACGUCUGCCGCCCCUGCUCCUGAACCUGCAACGGGAACACGUGGGCCCUCUCUUCAACAUCGUCAAGCGCAGGGACUGCAACAUCAGCCAGGAAUUGGUGAAGCAUCUUAGCGGUAUCCGCCAAACCCUUGAUGAUGACACGGAAAGCGAGGUCAUCAAAAACAUUGUUGACUCACUCAGAGACCCUCAGCCACUGCGCUGCUACACAAACCAGAGUUUCUACCAGUUUCUGAAAAAAAGCAUCGUCAAAUUCCCUUCUCCCCAACUGUCUACUGUCCUUUCACUGAUGCCUCCUGACAGACAGGCAGAGCUGAUAAACUCCAUUCCUCCCAAUGAGCUUGGUGAGCUGCUGAGGAAACCGAUGUUUAUAGAUAACAGCACAGACCUCUGCACCCUCCUGCUGCACCACCGACAGACCCCCGAACUCCUGGAGACGGAGGAAUUUUCAGAACACGUGAGGUCACAGAUCUUGCCCUGUGUGUGGCCCCUGGCCCUCAGAAGUGACAAUGAGGAAGAAGUGAAGAGAUGGUUUGUCAGUCGGCUUAAUGGUUACUUGCAAUUCCUCAAUGAGGACCUCAUCAGCUCCCAGGAUACCCUCAAUGCAUCAUGCUUGGCCUUCAGGAACCUCAUCUUCUUACUGGGAACCGACUACAACUUCAGCAGGACGGAUAUCGAAGAAGAUGAAGUGUAUGACACCAUUAAGACCUACCUCAGCACAGAUGGAAGUCCAAAGUGCUACGACCGCAAUGACCCGACCCUCAACUCCACAGCUUGGUUUUUCAACUACUUUUGCAAUUUCAUUAGAUUCGCUGACUCGGAUGACUUCAGAACAUUUGGUUCAGAAGAAGCACUUCAGGCCUUCUCUGUCAAUCGACAAAAUAUCGAGCUCUUAAGUCAACCUGGCAUCCCAGAUGACGUGGUCUCAUGGUACACUGAGUCCAUCUUCCAGGAGAACCCACAAUUCCUUCCCACAAAACUGCCGCCCCGACUCCAAUGCUAUGCUUCAGGAGAGGCUUUGUCCAGCCUGGAUGAGAGUCAGACUCUGGCUGUUAUCAGGAACAUAAAUCAGUCCUGCACUGCUGUGGAACCCCAUAUUCCGGCAGUGCUGGCUGGGAAUAUUAAAACACUCAGUCCUGGACUGAUCACUGCCCUGGGAAACCAGGUGACAGGUUUGAGUCCAGGCCAGAUCAGUGGAGCUCCUCCAAGCGUCAUCAUCGGGUCCCUUAAGAACCUGGGCAAAGUUUCAGGCUGGAACCAGGCCCAGUCCAAUAGCAUCAUAGCAGCGAUCCUUGGACAAAACUUCCAGGUUGACAAUCAGGAAAAUCUGGAAAGCCUGGGCUCUCUAAUACAAGGCGUUCCCUUUUCAGCCAUUUCAAAAAUCUCCCCCACUGUAGCUCAGCAAACCGCUUCCAAUCCAGUUUUUGUUAACAACCUUCUGAGUGCUCCUGUAAUUGUGCGGGAGAAAUUCGUCCAAAAGAUUAUCGAAGUGGAUUCUACACCCCAGAUACUGUUAAACAACGUCCCUGAUGACCUAGCCUCAGAAAUCCCCAGAAGUCUGCUGAUCUUUUCUGAAAAUAUGGAUCCAGCUGUGGUGCAGAAGAUAAAUAAGAAAAAAUGGAAACCUGAGCAGGCGGCUCUGCUUUUUGAUAUAGUUGCUGAAGGAACCAGUGAUGCUGAUGACCUUUCAACAGAGAUGCUCCAGGGAUUCUCGUGCACAAGGAUUCGCCGUUUUAAAAAAACAAAAGUCAGAAAUCUCAUCAGAGCUUGCAGGAGGAGAAGGAACCAAAGAAAGGUGGUUCUGCGCGAACCCCAGUUAACCUGCAUGAGCAAUAUCAUCAAGAGUGAAAGGCCACAGAAUUUCACAGAAUUACCUUCCGACAUGCUGUUGUACCUAGACUACUCCACCGUGCAGCAGGCAACAUGCAAGGCGUACUUCAUACAAACCGGAGAAGCAGACUUUGAUGUUCUGUCUGACGCUUUGAGUGGGAAGAAAGCAGAGUUACUGAGCAAUGCCAAAAGCUGCCUGGGUGUAACAGGAACAAACCUGAACAAGGAGACUGUGGAGGUUCUGGGAAACAUGUGCUGCACACUGGAUGAGUCUCACAUCAGUGACUCUGACCCACUGAUACUGGAGAAACUUAAAAACUGCAAGGAGUUCUCAGACAAGCAGCUCGAUGCAAUGGAAAAAGUUCUUCUCCGUGGUACCCCCAUUUAUGGAAAUCCUUCAAAAUGGAACUUUAAAACUCUGCAAAAGUUGGAACCCCUCCCAGUGUUUCUAGGAAGCUCAUUCUGGUGUCGUCUUGGAAAGAGGGUCAAACGCAGAUACCUCAGAAAGCUCCGGAAACAGAAAGGAAGCAGGCGGGAAAGGAAGAAGCUCAAAAGACUUUUCAAACAAUUACGUUGUUCCAAAAAUAUACAAGGAGCUGAUCAUUGCACAGUUGGAAACAUCACACAGGUCACCAUCAACGAUGACUCUUUUCCCUUCGGUUACGAUGCCAUCCAGUUCGGCCACUGUCUAAGCGUGCAGGUUGUGAAGGACAAUUUUGCAGCUCUGGCUCAGAAGGUGGAUGAGGAUGAAUUGCAGACAAUUGUUCUGAGCAAAUCAAAGCAGGCAUUCCCAGCGGGCCUUUCAGAUAUGCAGUUGCAACUCCUGGGUUCUGUGUCUCGUAUGGCCUCCCUGGAUGACAUCAGCAAGUGGAGCAUCAUCACCAUUGACAACCUGGCUGCUCUAAUGAACUCAGAAGAUGGAGCGUGGGAGCCUGAAAAGAGCAAAGCCAUCAUCUUAAAAUACUUGGAAACACCUGCCAAUACCCUGGGGACCGCAGAGCUGAAUGCAAUAGGCGGGCCUAAUCUGUGCCCCCUUCCCAACAGUGUCCUGAGGAACAUCACCCCUGAGAGUCUGAAAAAUGCCAACUCCUUGACUAUUUCAGCUUGUCCUGUGGAGUUCAAGGAUGAAAUGUUCCUCAUAGCUGAACAGGCCUUUAAUGAAUCUGAUCCCAUAUCACUGAUGACUUACCAGCUCAUUCAGUCUUACCUAGGAGGCGCACCCAAAGAUUACAUAUUAAGACUGUCAAGAGCCAAUGUUAGCAUGGACUUAGAAACCUUUAUAAACCUGAACUCAAGCGUACUCUUGGAUCUCAAUGUGACGGCGGUAAGUCAGCUACUGGGAGGUAAUGUGCAGGACCUGAAGACCUUUGAGCAUGUGACUGUCAUACAGCACUGGAUCCAGAGACAGCCUCAGUCCGAUCUGGACAGUUUGGGCAUUGAGCGGACACCUCCAGUAAACACAACUUCAACUCCAACAUCUGACUGCAUGAUGAUGCCAUUUGAUGAAAGGUGUCCAUCCACACCAUGUAAUGAGAGCGGCAUUUGUUCUGGAGUACACAACUCUAAGCUGCAGGACUACUUGGACUCUGGGAUGACUGGAAUGCUCUGCAAUAUUACACUCACUGAAUAUGCUUGCUCAUCGUUGGCCUCACUCACUGGCGAAAAACUAGCUGACCUGCUCACAUGUAAGGUAUCUGGUGGCAUGGUCUACCCCAAGCAGACCUGGAAGCUCUUCCUCACCAAGGCAUCUGGAGUCCUGAAUGAAGCUCUCACCAUCCUCACUAACAGGUCCGUCAAGUUGAGGAGCCUGCCCGUCCUGGAGGUGGUGGGUGAACUCAGAAUCAACACACUCAGCGAGGAACAGCUACAGACCGUACCAGUCAUCCACCACCUGUUCCAUCCAAAACUGCGGACUCUCAUGUCCUCUGUGUCAGUGGAGUUUCUGUCCUGUCUCAGCAGCAAGAACUUCACCUGCGAGACCUACCACCACGUGGUGAAUGAAUUCGGCUACCAGUUUCCUCACAUGGACGAGAUGCAACAGCGCAUGGUGCUCAAACAUUUCAUCCUCCCCUUCCUGACCCGAAAUCACACCUCAGACCCUGCCUGUGUGGACAGCACUAAUGGAAGUGAGGCCUGGCUGUACAAGAACUUCAAAUCGUAUUCUGCCUUUGUGCCUCUCCGGGAGCUCCUGAUGCUAAAUCCAAACUUCCAACCGCUGGAGACCCUGAACCUUCUCAGCCCUCGACAGACAGCGGAGCUGGUCGUGUCACCCCACCCUGCACUUUCAGAUAAAGAAGCCAUCAUCACUGCAGUGUUUGACCACUUCAUGGAAUCACCGAAUGACAUGAAGCAGAGAGAAUUCCUCAGGGAGUUUGCAAUGUUGUCCCAACAGAGACCGUUGAACUGCAGCUCCAUCCAAACCAUAAUCAAGAGGCUUCGUCACUCACUGUCCUCAAUGCCAGGACGUCAGGAGCCAGUCAUCUGGGCCAGCAUUAACGUGUUCAUGCAAGCAGGACCCAGACACUGCAUGACGAUGCCAGUUGAUGAAAGGUGUCCAUUCACACCAUGGAACGAGAGCAGCAUUUGUUCUGGAGUACACAACUCGAGCCUACAGGAUGACUUGAACUCUGGGAUGACUGGAAUGCUCUGCAAUAUUACACUCACUGAAUAUGCUUGCUCAUCGUUGGCCUCACUCACUGGCGAAAAACUAGCUGACCUGCUAACAUGUAAGGUGUCUGGCGGCAUGGUCUACCCCAAGCAAACCUGGAAGCUCUUCCUCACCAAGGCGUCUGGAGUCCUGAAUGAAGCUCUCACCAUCCUCACUAACAGGUCUGUCAAGUUGAGGAGCCCGCCCGUCCUGGAGGUGGUGGGUGAACUCAGAAUCAACACACUCAGCGUGGAACAGCUACAGACCGUACCAGUCAUCCACCACCUGUUCCAUCCAAAACUGCGGACUCUCAUGUCCUCUGUGUCAGUGGAGUUUCUGUCCUGUCUCAGCAGCAAGAACUUCACCUGCGAGACCUACCACCACGUGGUGAAUGAAUUCGGCUACCAGUUUCCUCACAUGGACGACAUGCAACAGCGCAUGGUGCUCAAACAUUUCAUCCUCCCCUUCCUGACCCGAAAUCACACCUCAGACCCUGCCUGUGUGGACAGCACUAAUGGAAGUGAGGCCUGGCUGUACAAGAACUUCAAAUCGUAUUCUGCCUUUGUGCCUCUCCGGGAGCUCCUGAUGCUAAAUCCAAACUUCCAACCGCUGGAGACCCUGAACCUUCUCAGCCCUCGACAGACAGCGGAGCUGGUCGUGUCGCCCCACCCUGCACUUUCAGAUAAAGAAGCCAUCAUCACUGCAGUGUUUGACCACUUCAUGGAAUCACCGAAUGACAUGAAGCAGAGAGAAUUCCUCAGGGAGUUUGCAAUGUUGUCCCAACAGAGACCGUUGAACUGCAGCUCCAUCCAAACCAUAAUCAAGAGGCUUCGUCACUCACUCUCCUCAAUGCCAGGACGUCAGGAGCCAGUCAUCUGGGCCAGCAUUAACGUGUUCAUGCAAGCAGGACCCAGACACUGCAUGACGAUGCCAGUUGAUGAAAGGUGUCCAUUCACACCAUGGAACGCUGACCUGCUAACAUGUAAGGUGUCUGGCGGCAUGGUCUACCCCAAGCAGACCUGGAAGCUCUUCCUCACCAAGGCGUCUGGAGUCCUGAAUGAAGCUCUCACCAUCCUCACUAACAGGUCCGUCAAGUUGAGGAGCCCGCCUGUCCUGGAGGUGGUGGGUGAACUCAGAAUCAACACACUCAGCGUGGAACAGCUACAGACCGUACCAGUCAUCCACCACCUGUUCCAUCCAAAACUGCGGACUCUCAUGUCCUCUGUGUCAGUGGAGUUUCUGUCCUGUCUCAGCAGCAAGAACUUCACCUGCGAGACCUACCACCACGUGGUGAAUGAAUUCGGCUACCAGUUUCCUCACAUGGACGAGAUGCAACAGCGCAUGGUGCUCAAACAUUUCAUCCUCCCCUUCCUGACCCGAAAUCACACCUCAGACCCUGCCUGUGUGGACAGCACUAAUGGAAGUGAGGCCUGGCUGUACAAGAACUUCAAAUCGUAUUCUGCCUUUGUGCCUCUCCGGGAGCUCCUGAUGUUAAAUCCAAACUUCCAACCACUGGAGACCCUGAACCUUCUCAGCUCUCGACAGACAGCGGAGCUGGUCGUGUCACCCCACCCUGCACUUUCAGAUAAAGAAACCAUCAUCAAUGCAGUGUUUGACCACUUCAUGGAAUCACCAAAUGACACGAAGCAGAGAGAAUUCCUCAAGGAGUUUGCAAUGUUGUCCCAACAGGCAAACCUCAGUUGUGACCUCUACAAAACCAUACUGCGCAGGAUAGACCAGGCAGCACUAUCUGAGUCCAGUGAAUUUGAAUCUCAAAGAAUGCCAAUCAGGGGCAAGAUUGCACAGAUAGCUCUACUGCAUUGCUCAAUAAAUGACAUCAUUCCAGGGUGUCCUACGACCCCAGUAAAUGAGAGCCGAAUCUGUGCUGAAGCCAACAGUGGUGCUUACACAAACACGAUGAUGCUGUGUAACAACAGUCUGAGACAUUACGCCUGUCUGUCAACGCCAACAAACCUAACAUCGGAACAAGUGGCCAUGAUUCUGAGCUGUAAUUUGAUGGGCAACAAGACGUAUUCAAAAGAAACCUGGAAACUGCUCUUCACCAAAGUCUCCGGAGUGCUGCAUGAAGCUCUGUUACUGUUCGCCAACAUGACCCCCAGCCUGAGAGAGCCUUCUGCUUCAAUGGUUCUUGAUGUGAUCAGCGAGAGCCUGGAUGCAGGGAUCACUGAUUCAAGUGAAGACGUAUCUUUGAUCACCAAGAUCUUCCAGAAGAAGCUGAAGCCAUUCUUACCCUUCAUAUCAGAAUCCCUGCUGUCCUGCCUGAGCGCCAAGAACUUCAGUUGUCAGGCCUUCGAAGUCAUAGUGUGGACUCUCAAUGACAAAUAUGAAGAGAUGGACAGACGCCAGCGGGCUUUGGUCUACAUGGAUUUCAUCCAAAUCUUCUUGUCUCGGACUGAAACUAAAGACCCAGGGUGUGUCCGCAGUUCAAACGGCAGUGUGCCAUGGCUUCAGAAGAACUUUGGGAAAUUUUCUAGUUUCCUAACCCCCGAAGACAUCCAGAGGCUCAACAGAAACUUCUCUGUGGAGGAAGCUCUGCGUCAUCUGACCGUUAAGCAGUUGGCUAACUUCUUUGCUGCUCCAGGACAACUGGAAACUGCUGAAGACGUCAGCAAACUAAUGAGCCACGUGGCAGACGACCAAUUGGGAACGUUCUUUGAUAGGUUUUCAACAGUCAUUGAGGGUCGGCCCUUCCCGAUGGAGGCGCGCUCUGCAAUGCUGCAGCAGGUGCUGGACCGAGCCAACCUCUCCGAUGCCGCGGUCAGCGAUGAGGAAGCCCAGGUAUGGCUUCAGCAACGUCUGCCGCCCCUGCUGCUGAACCUGCAACGGGAACACGUGGGCCCUCUCUUCAACAUCGUCAAGCGCAGGGACUGCAACAUCAGCCAGGAAUUGGUGAAGCAUCUUAGCGGUAUCCGCCAAACCCUUGAUGAUGACACGGAAAGCGAGGUCAUCAAAAACAUUGUUGACUCACUCAGAGACCCUCAGCCACUGCGCUGCUACACAAACCAGAGUUUCUACCAGUUUCUGAAAAAAAGCUUCCUCAAAUUCCCUUCUCCCCAACUGUCUACUGUCCUUUCACUGAUGCCUCCUGACAGACAGGCAGAGCUGAUAAACUCCAUUCCUCCCAAUGAGCUUGGUGAGCUGCUGAGGAAACCUAUGUUUAUAGAUAACAGCACAGACCUUUGCACCCUCCUGCUGCACCACCGACAGACCCCCGAACUCCUGGAGACGGAGGAAUUUUCAGAACACGUGAGGUCACAGAUCUUGCCCUGUGUGUGGCCCCUGGCCCUCAGAAGUGACAAUGAGGAAGAAGUGAAGAGAUGGUUUGUCAGUCGGCUUAAUGGUUACUUGCAAUUCCUCAAUGAGGACCUCAUCAGCUCCCAGGAUACCCUCAAUGCAUCAUGCUUGGCCUUCAGGAACCUCAUCUUCUUACUGGGAACCGACUACAACUUCAGCAGGACGGAUAUCGAAGAAGAUGAAGUGUAUGACACCAUUAAGACCUACCUCAGCACCGAUGGAAGUCCAAAGUGCUACGACCGCAAUGACCCGACCCUCAACUCCACAGCUUGGUUUUUCAACUACUUUUGCAAUUUCAUUAGAUUCGCUGACUCGGAUGACUUCAGAACAUUUGGUUCAGAAGAAGCACUUCAGGUCUUCUCUGUCAAUCGACAAAAUAUCGAGCUCUUAAGUCAACCUGGCAUCCCAGAUGACGUGGUCUCAUGGUACACUGAGUCCAUCUUCCAGGAGAACCCACAAUUCCUUCCCACAAAACUGCCGCCCCGACUCCAAUGCUAUGCUUCAGGAGAGGCUUUGUCCAGCCUGGAUGAGAGUCAGACUCUGGCUGUUAUCAGGAACAUAAAUCAGUCCUGCACUGCUGUGGAACCCCAUAUUCCGGCAGUGCUGGCUGGGAAUAUUAAAACACUCAGUCCUGGACUGAUCACUGCCCUGGGAAACCAGGUGACAGGUUUGAGUCCAGGCCAGAUCAGUGGAGCUCCUCCAAGCGUCAUCAUCGGGUCCCUUAAGAACCUGGGCAAAGUUUCAGGCUGGAACCAGGCCCAGUCCAAUAGCAUCAUAGCAGCGAUCCUUGGACAAAACUUCCAGGUUGACAAUCAGGAAAAUCUGGAAAGCCUGGGCUCUCUAAUACAAGGCGUUCCCUUUUCAGCCAUUUCAAAAAUCUCCCCCACUGUAGCUCAGCAAACCGCUUCCAAUCCAGUUUUUGUUAACAACCUUCUGAGUGCUCCUGUAAUUGUGCGGGAGAAAUUCGUCCAAAAGAUUAUCGAAGUGGAUUCUACACCCCAGAUACUGUUAAACAACGUCCCUGAUGACCUAGCCUCAGAAAUCCCUGGAAAUCUGCUGAUCUUUUCUGAAAAUAUGGAUCCAGCUGUGGUGCAGAAGAUAAAUAAGAAAAAAUGGAAACCUGAGCAGGCGGCUCUGCUUUUUGAUAUAGUUGCUGAAGGAACCAGUGAUGCUGAUGACCUUUCAACAGAGAUGCUCCAGGGAUUCUCGUGCACAAGGAUUCGCCGUUUUAAAAAAACAAAAGUCAGAAAUCUCAUCAGAGCUUGCAGGAGGAGAAGGAACCAAAGAAAGGUGGUUCUGCGCGAACCCCAGUUAACCUGCAUGAGCAAUAUCAUCAAGAGUGAAAGGCCACAGAAUUUCACAGAAUUACCUUCCGACAUGCUGUUGUACCUAGACUACUCCACCGUGCAGCAGGCAACAUGCAAGGCGUACUUCAUACAAACCGGAGAAGCAGACUUUGAUGUUCUGUCUGACGCUUUGAGUGGGAAGAAAGCAGAGUUACUGAGCAAUGCCAAAAGCUGCCUGGGUGUAACAGGAACAAACCUGAACAAGGAGACUGUGGAGGUUCUGGGAAACAUGUGCUGCACACUGGAUGAGUCUCACAUCAGUGACUCUGACCCACUGAUACUGGAGAAACUUAAAAACUGCAAGGAGUUCUCAGACAAGCAGCUCGAUGCAAUGGAAAAAGUUCUUCUCCGUGGUACCCCCAUUUAUGGAAAUCCUUCAAAAUGGAACUUUAAAACUCUGCAAAAGUUGGAACCCCUCCCAGUGUUUCUAGGAAGCUCAUUCUGGUGUCGUCUUGGAAAGAGGGUCAAACGCAGAUACCUGAGAAAGCUCCGGAAACAGAAAGGAAGCAGGCGGGAAAGGAAGAAGCUCAAAAGACUUUUCAAACAAUUACGUUGUUCCAAAAAUAUACAAGGAGCUGAUCAUUGCACAGUUGGAAACAUCACACAGGUCACCAUCAACGAUGACUCUUUUCCCUUCGGUUACGAUGCCAUCCAGUUCGGCCACUGUCUAAGCGUGCAGGUUGUGAAGGACAAUUUUGCAGCUCUGGCUCAGAAGGUGGAUGAGGAUGAAUUGCAGACAAUUGUUCUGAGCAAAUCAAAGCAGGCAUUCCCAGCGGGCCUUUCAGAUGUGCAGUUGCAACUCGUGGGUCCUGUGUCUCGUAUGGCCUCCCUGGAUGACAUCAGCAAGUGGAGCAUCAUCACCAUUGACAACCUGGCUGCUCUAAUGAACUCAGAAGAUGGAGCGUGGGAGCCUGAAAAGAGCAAAGCCAUCAUCUUAAAAUACUUGGAAACACCUGCCAAUACCCUGGGGACCGCAGAGCUGAAUGCAAUAGGCGGGCCUAAUCUGUGCCCCCUUCCCAACAGUGUCCUGAGGAACAUCACCCCUGAGAGUCUGAAAAAUGCCAACUCCUUGACUAUUUCAGCUUGUCCUGUGGAGUUCAAGGAUGAAAUGUUCCUCAUAGCUGAACAGGCCUUUAAUGAAUCUGAUCCCAUAUCACUGAUGACUUACCAGCUCAUUCAGUCUUACCUAGGAGGCGCACCCAAAGAUUACAUAUUAAGACUGUCAAGAGCCAAUGUUAGCAUGGACUUAGAAACCUUUAUAAACCUGAACUCAAGCGUACUCUUGGAUCUCAAUGUGACGGCGGUAAGUCAGCUACUGGGAGGUAAUGUGCAGGACCUGAAGACCUUUGAGCAUGUGACUGUCAUACAGCACUGGAUCCAGAGACAGCCUCAGUCCGAUCUGGACAGUUUGGGCAUUGAGCGGACACCUCCAGUAAACACAACUUCAACUCCAACAUCUGACUGCAUGAUGAUGCCAUUUGAUGAAAGGUGUCCAUCCACACCAUGUAAUGAGAGCGGCAUUUGUUCUGGAGUACACAACUCUAAGCUGCAGGACUACUUGGACUCUGGGAUGACUGGAAUGCUCUGCAAUAUUACACUCACUGAAUAUGCUUGCUCAUCGUUGGCCUCACUCACUGGCGAAAAACUAGCUGACCUGCUCACAUGUAAGGUAUCUGGUGGCAUGGUCUACCCCAAGCAGACCUGGAAGCUCUUCCUCACCAAGGCGUCUGGAGUCCUGAAUGAAGCUCUCACCAUCCUCACUAACAGGUCCGUCAAGUUGAGGAGCCUGCCCGUCCUGGAGGUGGUGGGUGAACUCAGAAUCAACACACUCAGCGUGGAACAGCUACAGACCGUACCAGUCAUCCACCACCUGUUCCAUCCAAAACUGCGGACUCUCAUGUCCUCUGUGUCAGUGGAGUUUCUGUCCUGUCUCAGCAGCAAGAACUUCACCUGCGAGACCUACCACCACGUGGUGAAUGAAUUCGGCUACCAGUUUCCUCACAUGGACGAGAUGCAACAGCGCAUGGUGCUCAAACAUUUCAUCCUCCCCUUCCUGACCCGAAAUCACACCUCAGACCCUGCCUGUGUGGACAGCACUAAUGGAAGUGAGGCCUGGCUGUACAAGAACUUCAAAUCGUAUUCUGCCUUUGUGCCUCUCCGGGAGCUCCUGAUGCUAAAUCCAAACUUCCAACCGCUGGAGACCCUGAACCUUCUCAGCCCUCGACAGACAGCGGAGCUGGUCGUGUCGCCCCACCCUGCACUUUCAGAUAAAGAAGCCAUCAUCACUGCAGUGUUUGACCACUUCAUGGAAUCACCGAAUGACAUGAAGCAGAGAGAAUUCCUCAGGGAGUUUGCAAUGUUGUCCCAACAGAGACCGUUGAACUGCAGCUCCAUCCAAACCAUAAUCAAGAGGCUUCGUCACUCACUGUCCUCAAUGCCAGGACGUCAGGAGCCAGUCAUCUGGGCCAGCAUUAACGUGUUCAUGCAAGCAGGACCCAGACACUGCAUGACGAUGCCAGUUGAUGAAAGGUGUCCAUUCACACCAUGGAACGAGAGCAGCAUUUGUUCUGGAGUACACAACUCGAGCCUACAGGAUGACUUGAACUCUGGGAUGACUGGAAUGCUCUGCAAUAUUACACUCACUGAAUAUGCUUGCUCAUCGUUGGCCUCACUCACUGGCGAAAAACUAGCUGACCUGCUAACAUGUAAGGUGUCUGGCGGCAUGGUCUACCCCAAGCAAACCUGGAAGCUCUUCCUCACCAAGGCCUCUGGAGUCCUGAAUGAAGCUCUCACCAUCCUCACUAACAGGUCUGUCAAGUUGAGGAGCCCGCCUGUCCUGGAGGUGGUGGGUGAACUCAGAAUCAACACACUCAGUGUGGAACAGCUACAGACCGUACCAGUCAUCCACCACCUGUUCCAUCCAAAACUGCGGACUCUCAUGUCCUCUGUGUCAGUGGAGUUUCUGUCCUGUCUCAGCAGCAAGAACUUCACCUGCGAGACCUACCACCACGUGGUGAAUGAAUUUGGCUACCAGUUUCCUCACAUGGACGACAUGCAACAGCGCAUGGUGCUCAAACAUUUCAUCCUCCGCUUCCUGACCCGAAAUCACACCUCAGACCCUGCCUGUGUGGACAGCACUAAUGGAAGUGAGGCCUGGCUGUACAAGAACUUCAAAUCGUAUUCUGCCUUUGUGCCUCUCCGGGAGCUCCUGAUGCUAAAUCCAAACUUCCAACCGCUGGAGACCCUGAACCUUCUCAGCCCUCGACAGACAGCGGAGCUGGUCGUGUCGCCCCACCCUGCACUUUCAGAUAAAGAAGCCAUCAUCACUGCAGUGUUUGACCACUUCAUGGAAUCACCGAAUGACAUGAAGCAGAGAGAAUUCCUCAGGGAGUUUGCAAUGUUGUCCCAACAGAGACCGUUGAACUGCAGCUCCAUCCAAACCAUAAUCAAGAGGCUUCGUCACUCACUCUCCUCAAUGCCAGGACGUCAGGAGCCAGUCAUCUGGGCCAGCAUUAACGUGUUCAUGCAAGCAGGACCCAGACACUGCAUGACGAUGCCAGUUGAUGAAAGGUGUCCAUUCACACCAUGGAACGGUAAGCUUCACACAGUCCAACAGGGCUGUAUUCGUACGCACUGA